Molecule: messenger RNA, 1536 nt
Organism: Xenia sp. Carnegie-2017
Lineage: Eukaryota; Metazoa; Cnidaria; Anthozoa; Malacalcyonacea; Xeniidae
Exons: 2
Coding region: 1-1536 (511 amino acids)
Source: RefSeq, a predicted model, not a curated record
AUGCUGGAAAGAUUUGCUCAGCACUUCGACCAGUUGUUAAAUCUGCCUGGAAACGUGGAUAGUGCUGCUCUUGCGAGCAUCACCCAACGUCCAACAGUCCACGUACUGGAUGAGCCCCCAAAGAUGGAUGAACUUCUGAAGGCGAUCGCAGCAACUAAGGAAAGCAAAGCUCCUGGAUGUUGUGGGAUACCUGCAGAAGUAUGGAAGUAUGGUGGUACAACACUCAAAGAGAGGCUGCUAGAUGUGAUCGGAGAUAUCUGGAUAGGAGAGAAGAUUCCACAAGAUUGGAAGGACGCGAAUAUAGUCCCUAUAUUCAAGAAAGGCAGUCGUAAAGAGUGCGGCAACUAUCGCGGCAUUUCUCUACUCUCAAUCGCUGGGAAGGUGAUGGCUCGAAUACUCCUCAAUCGUCUGAACGAAAUGAUAAGUCCCAGAAGGCGGCUUGUGGGCAGUACUGAAAAGUUUGGCUGUACUGAUAAGAUUAUCAAUCUCGUGAAAGCGUUUCACGAAGGAAUGCAAGCUAAAGUCACUCGUGGGAGCGACUGCUCUGAGGGAUUCGCUGUCUCAACAGGUGUAAAGCAAGGGUGUGUGCUGGCUCCGACACUGUUCUCAUUCUACCUGGCUGCCAUGCUGGAGGUUGCCUUCGAGGACACAAGGGAAGGUAUCUACAUCCAGACUAGACAUGAUGGGAACCUAUUCAACGCCUCACACUUCAAAGCUAAGACACGCACAACACGUCAGCUUGUCAGAGAUAUGCUUUUUGCAGACGACUGUGCUCUGGUUGCUCACAGUGCAGCAGAGAUGCAGGCAUUGGUGGACAAAUUUGCACAAGCUGCCGCUAUGUUUAGCCUCAAGAUAAACAUCAAAAAGACUGAGUGCCUCUACCAGCCAGUAAAGCUUCUACUCCCUCCCCCAAAACCCUGUGCAAUCACCAUAGACGGACAGCCUCUUGUCCAGACCACAGACUUCAACUACCUGGGUAGUACAAUCUCCAGCAAUGCUAAGAUUGAAAAGGAGCUGAGGAACAGAAUGGGAAGGGCGAGUGCAGCGUUCAGUCAACUAAACGAUCGGCUAUGGCAAAAUAAGCAUGUCUCGACCAGAGUUAAAGCCAAGGUCUAUCAGGCGGUGGUGCUGACAACACUCCUUUAUGGAGCAGAGGCAUGGACAAUCUACAGGCUUCAAGUGAAGAAACUGAGUGCGUAUAUGAUGAGACAACUGCGGGACAUUCUGAAGAUAUCAUGGCGGGACAAGAUCGCAAAUGCUAAGAUUCUCCGUCUGACUGACCUGCCACACAUGGCUGACAUGCUGAUUCAAAAGAAUUUAAGAUGGAUUGGUCAUGUCCAUCGUAUGGAGGGAUCUCGUUUACCACGCCAGCUGUUGUACAGCCAACUAGUAGAAGGGAAACGAAACCAAGGCCGACCUCGACUCAGACUCAAAGAUGUCAUGAAACGAAAUCUAAAGAGGAGAGACAUCAACGUGACAACCUGGAAGCAACUGGCUGAUAACAGACCGGCCUGGAGAGCUUCAAUCCAACCAUAG